UGCAAUUUGACAGAUAAACAAAAGUCGGAUACGCAAAAAGUAGAACGAAAAUGACUGCAGCUGCACAUUGGAGUGAUUUUUGGGCGAAAAUAUUGUAAAUUUUAUUGUGAAAAUAGUGCUGAUUUGGAAGUGAAGGCAGUGUUUUACGACGGAAGUGGAUGAACGUCUAAGAAGCUGUUAAAUCGUGGAGUACAAUGUGAAAUUGACAAAGAUUUGAAGCUUGCAAAAAAGACGUGAAUUUGAAGUCAUCCCUCCUUUUAAAUGGGUGAAAAUUUUGCUAUCAAACAGUGAAGUGAUAAUGAUCAAAUGGAGGUUGUAAGUGAUUGUUAAAAUUAAACGGGUGCACAUUACAUCAUAUUUUGCCGAAAUCGCGCGAAGGCACCUCACAGAAGCAUGCUCGCUAUGAUGGAUAGCAACGAGAAUGAGAACUAUUGCUACCAACAUCAUCAACAGCACGAGCAGCAGCAGCAGCAGCCGUCGCCGAUAAUUGCGAAAACCGGGAACGUAAGCAAAGGGGCGAUACCGAAGGAUCGAAGCACCGGCUUGAAGUAUCAGAAUCAAUACAACAACAAUAAUAAUAUUGCCGAGCAGGAGAACUUGAUGCCGCAUCAGCAGGUAGAAGGCGAGACGGAAAAACCCGGCGAGGAGCCCACUUGUACCAGCAAUGGAACCGAGCCGCUGUUUCAGUCUACGAUAGCCGGUGUUGUAAAAACGGAGUCCGAAGAGCCCUUCUUGAAUGGCAAACGGGAACGAGGAAUCGAAGAUUCGGUGCUUCUUAAUCCUCUGGACGACGAAAAUGAUGGUGAACCGGAUGAUGGUGAUUCCGAUAACAACUCGCUCGGAAACCUGUCUUACAUUAGCGACAACGGUUUGAUUGAGGAAAUCAUUCUGUUGCCCAACAACAUCUAUUCGGACGACGAGAACGGUUCUGCUUCGGAUGACUGCAUCUACGCUUACCGAGGAGAUGACGAUGGUGCUCCGGCUUUACUGGAAUAUCGUGAACAACCCGCGGAUGAUGAGACUGACUUUCUAGAGAUGGAUUUCGAUCCGGAGCCCAGCUCGGAGUUGGAAAAUUUGAACGAACAUCCGGAUUUGGAUGGAGAUGGGGUGUUCCAGCCUGCUCCGUUGCCGGUGGAGAGAAUCUCCAGACAAGAUAUAGUCCGGUCACCCCUUAAAAGUCCAAACUUCGAGAGGGACUCGCCAAAUCGAAGAAAUGUGGAUGCUGUGGAUGAAGCGGAUGGUGCAUUGGCCACAUCCCCGAUUGUGCCCAUUGAAAAGAAGCAAACUGGAGCGAUUCCUAAAAAGUUUUCCUAUUCCCAACAGUCUACCGUGGAAGCAAGAGACUACGAACUUCCGGGAACCAGCAAAUCCUCCAUUAAGGGAAACUCGAAAAAUCUUAAACUGGAUCUCAGGCAUUGCACAGAAGCGUCCAGCAUUUCCGGUGGCCAUCGGUAUCACUACUCGUACUAUGAUGACUCGGAGUACAUUGCUGACGAUGACGAUGAUGAUGACGAGUCCAACUGCUGUCUAGAUUGCACAAAGAAAAAGGGUCUACUCAUGCAAACGAAGCAGGAUCUGAGCUUACAGAAAGUGUGUCGAUCGUGUCAUGCGCGCAAUCUGCAUCAGCAUCAGCAUCAUCAUCACGGGGGAACAGCAGGAGGAGCUCACUCUCACAUGGGUGACUAUUUCGCCGAUACUCUUCAGUCGUUGAACACGAGCACUUCGGAGGCGGACCUGAUGAGCGCCCGGGCGGAGCAAAUCGUUCUGCAGGCGUUGAACAAGGUCAACGAGUUGAAGGCCACUCCGCCGAGCAUGGGGCUGUCCAAGAGCAUGGAAGAACUGUGCGUCGAGCUGGAGGCGGACCAGAGGGAUCAGGAGGUACCCGAUGAUUUCUCGCAAGAUCUUUGUGCGGACAACACUGUAACAAUAUACACCAUAAAUUGUGGAGAAUUGACGAUAAUUGAAGCUUUGACUCGAAUCGGUGUUGCACCAAACUUGGAUGUCUUGCGGCAAUACUUCAACGAAAGGUACACUGUUGAUACGAGUAAGAUGAACAUCCCGCAGUACUUGCUGCAUAUGUCGAAACGCGACUGCAACUUCAGAAAGCUAAUCGAUGCCAUAAAAUCGUGCUGUGAUGAACCGUUGGAAGUACAAUACUAUCCGUUGGAUCCAUUCUCCGACAUACCCGAAGUGGUCCCAAUCAACUCCUACGAGAUCGCUAAACGAUGGAAUGCCAACACCAACCUGCGGCAGAUCAUCGAUUUCAAACACAAACACUUCCACACGCUGAAUGUGCUUGGCAAAAUAGUCAAUAUACUUCGGCAGCCAUCCCGAGGCAAGCAAACAAACCAGAUCAUCAAUAUCCCCCAGUACUACAAGAGUGGCUCCAUAACGAUAACCAGGAUAACCUGAACCGGCUUGGGCAAAUACGAUGAUUAAGCUCUCUUUGUGUACUUUCGUCUGAUCUAAGCACAGCUUUUAAACUUUAUGGUUUUGGUUCAGGAACGACCAUCCGUCAAUUCAAGCAAGGAACCGGGUUUUACGAAGAUUCUCAGUUAGUUCUAUAUACGAUGUUCAGGCAUGACGAUAUAUGUAUCCAAUCGAAGCUUGCUGGCACAAACUAGAAGAUCAUAUAUUAAUUUAUUGAACUCCGCUUCUGCUUUCCUUAACUACUUAUCUCGUAUCUUGCGUAAAUCUUUUGUACAUGAGCUUUCACCCUGCAACGCUAUCGAUAUGUUAAAACAAUUGUAAAUAUAGAUUGUCAAAUAUUUAUUACUACAAAUUAGCGUUUAGUGAACGGCAUAUCCUUGUUAGAAUGUAUACACACAAAAUGGGAAAUCUUUUAGUUCCGCAUGUGGAGCUGAGAUACACCCUAUAGGUUUAGACUGUUUCUAUCGAUGUAUAUCCCAGUUUACGAGAAAAGGACGGUUUACAAUAAAAAAAGGUAGCCUUGUCGUAGAGCAGGUUGAUGGAGCAGAAUGGAUUUACUAUUCAAAUCGCCACGAGCAACCGUUUAUUACUACGGGUUGUACCCAUAUUUAUUAUAUAAAACCAACAGCAGCAAUUUGUAUCACUAAAACAACCAACACAAAACUACAACCAGUAACAUCUAUCACGCUGAAUAUCUUACAAUUACCAUAUUGCUGAACAGGAAAUACAAGUUAAAAUUAAA
Molecule: messenger RNA, 3172 nt
Organism: Aedes albopictus (Asian tiger mosquito)
Lineage: Eukaryota; Metazoa; Arthropoda; Insecta; Diptera; Culicidae
Exons: 6
Coding region: 394-2412 (672 amino acids)
Source: RefSeq, a predicted model, not a curated record